GGCGCUGCGGGGGCGCGGGGCGCGGGGCUGGGGUCGGGUCGGCGGCCCGAGGCGCCCGAGCGGGGUGCGCGCAGCGGGCCGCGGCCGCCGAGCAGCCAUGGCGGAGGCCGCGCCGUCCCACCUGGCGCUGCCCUCGGGUCUGCUGGAGCUGUGCGCGCUGCUGGGGCCCUCCCGGGACAGCCUCCGCGGCCCCGAGGUGUCCUUCAAGCAGGGGGUCGGCAGCCCCUCUCCUCUCGAUCCAGAGGUCCUGUCCGUGUUUGUGCCUCCUUUCGUCACUAAGGAGGAAAGUCAGACGGCCGGCGUCUCUUCUGCGACUCUGAGCAAGACCAGAAGGCGCUCCUUCAGGAAGAAGAGGGACAAGCCCAAAGCAGAGCCCUGGAAGGGCCUCCCUCCUGAAGACGUUAGUGUCCCCGAUGGCGUGGACCUGCUCGCCCUGCCUCAGCUCUGCUUCCCAGGGGGCAUGUACGUGGCCUCGGAGCCGAAGGAGGACUGUGUCCACUUCCUGGUGCUGACCGACGUCUGUGGGAACAGAACGUAUGGCGCGGUGGUCCAGUACUAUCGGCCCCUGCGUGACGCAUCGUGUUUCUACAAUGGCAAGGCGCACUGGGAGCCGUCCUGGCCGACGGCGGGCGUGGCUGGCUGCUUUGUCCCCUUCGCCGUGUGCGUGGUCUCCAAGCUGCCCUAUUACAAUGCCCUCAAGGACUGCCUGUCCUGUUUAUUGACUCAUCUGAAGCUCUGUAAAGAUUUCGAAGUUGACAAUCACAUAAAAGAUUUUGCUGCAAAACUGUCUUUAAUACCUAGCCCGCCACCUGGACCCCUUCAUUUGAUAUUUAACAUGAAGCCACUGCAGAUCGUGUUUCCCUCCCGUGCGGACCCCGAGAGCCCGGUCAUCGACUUGGACCUCCACUUGCCGUUGCUGUGUUUCAGGCCCGAGAAGGUGCUGCAGAUCCUGACGUGCCUCCUCACGGAGCGGCGGACCGUGUUCUUCUCCUCCAGCUGGGCUCUGCUGCCGCUGGUGGCCGAGUGCUUCCUGGCCUACCUGCACCCGUUGCAGUGGCAGCACACGUUCGUGCCCAUCCUGUCGCGCCAGAUGCUGGACUUCGUCAUGGCGCCGACGUCCUUCCUCAUGGGCUGCCACCUCGACCACUUUGACGAAGUCAGCAAGGAAGCUGAUGGCCUAAUUCUGAUAAAUAUGGAUAACGGGAGCGUCACGUGUUCUGAUGACCGGGAGGUCGACGUCCCCGACAUCCCCCUGCUGGCGGCGCACACGUUCAUUCAGAGGAAAGGGGCCCCAGCUCUCCCGGGCGGAGUGUUGCAGAGUGCCCAGGGUCCAGAGCCUGCGGCUGCACCACGAGCUGGACCUCGCGCACCUGGGCGCCAGCACGGACCUGAACGAGGGGCGCGCACGCCGGCGGGCCUGGCAGCGGAGCCUCAACUGCCAGGUGCAGCACGCGGCACUGCAGCUGCUCGUGGACGUCUUCAGGGAUGUGAAGAACCACCUGAAUUACGAGCACAGGGUGUUCAACAGCGAGGAGUUUCUCAAAACCAGGGCUCCGGGCGACCAGCGGUUCUACCGGCAGCCCGGCUCAGCAGAAGGAUGGACGCCUUCGCCCAGAUGGACCUCCACACGCAGUCCGAAGAGGACAGAUUAAACGGGAUGCUGGUAAGCCCAAGAAGACCCACCAUCGAGAAGAUGACCUCACGGAAAUUCUCGCCCCUGCACAUCGCCCACAGGCGAAUGGUAGUCAGCAUGCCCAACCUGCAGGACAUCGCCGUCCCCGAGCUGCCCGCCCGGAACGCGUCGCUUCGCAAAGUGGACACCGCGGGCUGCGGAAGCGGCAGCAUAGCUCUGAAUGUGAGUCCGAAGCCGACGUACACGUUCAAGAUCCCGGAGAUCCACUUCCCGCUGGUGAGCCAGUGCGUUCAGGCCUACUAUGCCGACUGCAUCGCCCAGCUCACCAAGGCCAUGAGCCUCCUGGCCCCCGACAACUCUGUGCUCCUGGCCCGGUACUUCUACCUCCGCGGGGCGGUGCACCUGAUGCACGGGCAGCUGCUGGACGCCCUGCUGGACUUCCAGAGUCUCUACAAGACAGACAUCCGGAUCUUUCCCGCCGAUCUUGUGCGGAGGACGGUGCGGUCCCUGUCGGGCCCCCAGCGCGCCCAGGCCGAGCAGGUGCCUGAGCUGCGACGGCUCAUCAGCGAGGUGGUGGACAAGGCCGGCGAGGCCACGAAGCCCGACGACCGCGUGAAGAACUUCGAGCUGCCCAAGAAGCACAUGCAGCUGGAUGAUUUCGUGAGGAGGGUCCAGGAGUCAGGCAUCGUGAAGGACAUCGACAUCAUUCACCGACUGUUUGAGGCGCUCACCGUGGGACACGAGAAACAGAUCGACCCAGAAACAUUCAAAGAUUUCUACAACUGCUGGAAAGAGGCAGAAGCAGAGGCCCAGGAGGUCAGUCUGCCUCUGUCGGUGAUGGAGCGUCUGGACAAGAACGAGUGUGUGUACAAGCUGUCGAGCUCCGUCAAGACGAACCGCGGCGUGGGCAAGAUCGCCAUGACCCAGAAGCGCCUGUUCCUCCUGACGGAAGGGAGACCGGGCUACGUGGAGAUUUCCACCUUCAGGAACAUAGAGGAAGUGAGAAGUACCACCGUAGCUUUUCUGCUUCUGAGAAUACCCACUUUAAAAAUUAAAACGGUGUCCAAGAAAGAAGUGUUUGAGGCUAACCUGAAGACGGAGUGUGACCUGUGGCACCUGAUGGUGAAGGAGAUGUGGGCCGGGAAGAAGCUGGCUGACGACCACAAGGACCCGCAGUACAUCCAGCAGGCGCUGACGCACGUCCUGCUGAUGGACGCCGUGGUAGGCACGCUGCCGUCGCCCGGCGCCAUCUACGCCGCCUCCAAGCUGUCUCACUUCGACAGGAUGAAGAAUGAAAUGCCCACGGCGGUUCCAAAGACGACCUCGGAGACCCUGAAGCACAAGAUCAACCCUUCGGCGGGAGAGACUCUGCCCCGCGCCGUGGACGUCUUGUUGUACACCCCGGGGCACCUGGACCCAGCAGAGAAAGUGGAGGACGCCCGCCCCAAGCUGUGGUGUGCUCUGAGCGAGGGCAAAGUGACCGUGUUUGACGCCUCCUCCUGGACGGUCCACCAGCACUGCUUUAAAGCGGGCAAUUCCAAGGUGAACUGCAUGGUGAUGGCGGAGCAGAACCAGGUGUGGGUCGGCUCCGAGGACUCGGUCAUCUACAUCAUCAACGUCCACAGCAUGUCCUGCAACAAGCAGCUCACCGACCACCGCUCCGGCGUCACGGACUUGGCCGUGCAGAGCGGGACGCCCAGCAAGGUGUACUCGAGCAGCACGGACGGGACCAUCCUGGCGUGGAACGCGAGCACCCUGCGGGUGACCAACAGGUUCCAGCUGCCCGGCGGCAGGCUCUCGUCCAUCAGCCUGCAUGACGGCUGCCUCUGGUGCUGCACAGGGAACAGUAUCGUGGCCAUGACGUCCAGCGGACUCCUUUGUCAAGAACUGAAGGUCAGCGAGAACUUCAAGGACAUCAGCACGUCCUUCCUCAGCUUCCAGCUCCUCCCGGAGCAGGAGCAGCUCUGGGCGGCCUGUGCCGGCCUCGACAGCAUCUACACGUGGAGCCUGAAGGACCUGACCCAGCGGCCUCAGGCGGUUCACCUCCAGGACUGCUCCGAGGUCAGCUGCAUGAUCAGGGUGAAGCAGCAGAUCUGGGUCGGUGGCACAGGCCUGGCACAGGGAAAGUCCAAAGGGAAAAUCUACGUGAUCGACGCCGAGAGGAAGACGGUGGAAAAGGAGCUGGUGGCCCACGUGGACACGGUGAAGACCCUGUGCUCGGCGGAGGACAGAUACGUGCUGAGCGGGUCGGGCAAGGCGGAAGGGAAGAUCGCCAUCUGGAAAGUCGAGUAAACGUGGGUGAACAUGCUGAGCAGCGCGGUGUCCCGCCCCUGCCGGCGCCCCCUCAGGAAGGUGGGGGAGGGGAGCCAGUCCGGCCCCCCAUGGGGGAGGGCGGUGUGCUGCUCUCCUGAGUCCAACAGCCAGCUUGGGGUGGUUCUCCGCAGGCAGCUGGAUCAACUUGCUAAUAGGCUCUGCCGUGAAGUUACCCUGUGUGUUGUCUAGAAAGUUCCAGAACUCACGACUAGGGGCCAGCACCAGCGCGGGAGGGAAGUGAUUUAGCCCCAUCACGUGUGACCGGCAGACCUCAAGUCUCUGGUGUGCGUUUCCUCUGCUUCGUUCACUCAGCAAGUGUCUAGUGAGCAUCAGCGGGCAGGGGACCUGCCACCUUCGGCGACCGCUUAUUUCCAGCACGUGCGUUUUGAGAGGAGGUGCUUUUUACAUGACAACCUUGUGGCUGAAGAGACUGGUGGCUGCCCUCGCUGGGCCUGCUCAGAGCAGGUGACCCAGGACGGCCCAGGGAGGGGACGGCACCAGGCUCAGGGUGUGCGUCCAGGCUGGGCUGAGGCAAGCCCUGUGCUUCUUUAACUAGUGUCCGGUCUUUGUGAUGAAGAGACCUAGAGAGACUGGGCUACCAAAGAUCACUGGCGAGGAGUUCCACCGAAAAGAGCCAUGAUCGAAUUUUCUAGUGACGUUGCUGCCACUCAGUCACAUAUAUUUCUACCAUCUGCAUCUUGUCUGUUGCCGUAGAUGGUCCAUUAUUUAUCUGAAAUGAUCUUAUUAGCUAUAAAUUAAGUAUUUGCAAAAAAAGACCUCUUACACAUUUUUACUAUUAUAUCGAGAUAUCCCUUCCUCAGUGUCCAGGAGGGAGCGGAUAUCCCCCCGACAGCACCGAGUGAGGGUCGGUCCCUGUCCCCCAGUGGACCCACCAUGAGCUCAGCCGCAGAAGGGGCCGCUGGACCCUCUGCCCUGGGCUUGUCGGACUCAGAAGCCAUGCUGACCCUGAAAGGUCAGAGGGUGUUUGCCAGCCCCCGGGAUGGGGCUGAGCUCAGAGUGUCCGGAGCCUCCAGACGAAAGCUUAGACCAGGUCUUGCUCUGCAGAACUUACGUGCUUUGCAUGGUCCAUAUCACGGACCCAGAUUUUGGGGUGUUCUGGGAAUGUGGUGCAGAGAACAGCCAGGCGGCCUCAUGCCCCCAUGACUGUGCUUACAAAGAAGGGGUGUUCCUGACUUCUGGAAGGGAGACUCUGCUGUAGCAAAGGACACAAGGUUGAAUUCUGCUUUUGUGAACAUGUGAAAAAUUACAGUCAAAUCCGGUCAGAAACACUCAUAAAUUAUUGAAUGUCAGUCCACACGUAACCAGCUGUUUUUACCUGUCGAUAAUAAAUUCCUUCGUUUAUUAAACACUGAUGUCCGAGACCCUCACUUUUCCCACAUUCGCUGGUGGGUGAGAGCCAUAAAGUAAGCCAGGGCCGUUCGGGGUUUGCCCUGGAUUCACACGACGCGCACUUCCAGUUACUUUAAUGCCAACUUUUCGUUCCCUUUACUCUUGGUGAUAAUUUCCAAGAUCUUACGCGACAGUGACAGAAGGGCCGGUGGGGGCUGUUAGGUGAAAGGUCACUUUCUGCCUUCAGUGUCCCCUCUGUGCUCAGGGGACCAUCCGUGUUGAACGCCUUGUCCCGGGAAGCCCCAGGGGAGCUGGCAUCCGUGAGCCGACGCCUUCCCCGCCUUGGCUCCAGAAACCGGAAUUAAGUUGGUACCAAAAAAAAAAAAGUGUUUAUCUUGAAUGGGAAGCCAGUUCUACUAGGAUUUCAGCGCUCCAGCCGUAUCUCGAA
This is a messenger RNA of Mustela erminea (ermine), 5744 nucleotides long. It is a transcript of the gene DENND3, whose product is annotated as DENN domain containing 3. Gene Ontology annotation, cellular component: cytoplasmic vesicle. Gene Ontology annotation, molecular function: protein binding. The record is from RefSeq and is a predicted model, not a curated record. The transcript is spliced from 24 exons. Bases 98 to 3925 code for a protein of 1275 amino acids. NCBI's taxonomy places the organism in Eukaryota, Metazoa, Chordata, Mammalia, Carnivora, Mustelidae. Gene Ontology annotation, biological process: regulation of Rab protein signal transduction.